Molecule: messenger RNA, 5629 nt
Organism: Alosa alosa (allis shad)
Lineage: Eukaryota; Metazoa; Chordata; Actinopteri; Clupeiformes; Clupeidae
Gene: wfs1a
Product: Wolfram syndrome 1a (wolframin)
Biological process (GO): endoplasmic reticulum unfolded protein response; calcium ion homeostasis
Cellular component (GO): endoplasmic reticulum; endoplasmic reticulum membrane
Molecular function (GO): protein binding
Source: RefSeq, a predicted model, not a curated record
AUUAGGCUACUGACAACCUCUUCAAAGCGUGUCUUCUUUCGCGAGACAGACGGGAACUACAUGAACUUUCACGAAUAUUUCGUUUACGUCUGGUAAUCAAUGCAGGACUCAUUUCUCAUACAAAUCUGUUCAGAUUGAUCAUCUGCUAUGGAUUUGAGGGACUCAUCUCCAACCUCCCCUCCUCCGCCAUCUCUGGAAAAUGGAGAAUCAGUCAUUGAUACCAAUCCUGCGUCCUGCUUCAUGAAACCUGCCAAAUCCCUCUCCACCUCUGAAACCACUACCACCAAGUCCCCAACAGCUUGCUCAGAUACUCCCAAGACACCCCAAAACAUCUUGCCUGUUUUCACAGCCACAACCAAAGUGGAUGCCUCCCCAGGCUCCAUCAAAGCAUGUACUUUCUCCAUCACUCCUCCUGACACCAGCGCAGCACCAUCGCCAAACACCUCAGCCAUGUCUUCCAGUUCCUCAAAGCUCGCAGCUUCCUCUGCUGCCUCCUUAUCACCUGAUUCGGAGUCAGCCUCUGGCACAAAACAAAAGCCCUCUUUACCUCGACCGAAGAGUUUUCAACUGCUGGCCAAGAGAGUGAUCAUGCAAGAGAAGAUGAGGAAGGCCGCAGAGGCAGAGUCUUUUGAAGAAGAGGAAGAGGAGGAGGACUUGCCCUUUGAAGAGCUGGAAGAAAAGGCCAAGGGUGGAGAUGCAAAGUAUCAGAGCCAACUGGGUAAGUACUACCUGAAACUGGCCGAGGAGAGAGACAAAGAAGAGAAUGAACAGCUGGCUGUGGAGUGGUUUGUGCAGGCUGCCAAACUGGGCCGCAAGGACGCGGCUAAGAUGCUACAGCGCUGCUGGAUUCAGAGGAGAGGCAUCACUCCAAAGAAUGAUGCGGAGGUACGCAAGCUCUCUACGGAGAGCAAGUUUGAGCAGGCGGUGAGGCGGGCAGCCAUGAUGAUGUUCCAGAAGCUCAAUCCAGACGGGAAGAAGACCGUGGCUAUGUCCGAAAUGCUCCAGAAUGUCGACCAGGUCAAUGCAGUGCCAGGAACAGCGGCCACCUCCAUUGACAAACAAAAGAGACUCCUGGAGAACAUGGUGGCCAAUGAAUCUGGACAAUAUGUUGACCUAGACCAUUUUGUGGAAAUCACCAAGAAAUACACAGAGAGCAUUGCACCGGUCACCAUUCAGGAUGAAAGGAUAAAUGAUGCCCAGGAGUCUAUUAAAACAGAUGUGUGUAAACAGGAAUCGAGUGAGAUGGUCCCCUCGAACCGCAGGUUGAAAAGGCACAGCUGGGGCACUGAAAUGAUGCUGGGCAACAGACGCAGGUUUGCCAUGAAGAGAGCCAUCGAUAUUAAAGCUCACUUUCUGGGCCUUCAGUACCCUCUGAACAUCAUCCUGUCCAUGAAGGACCAGCUGGUCGAUUGGGCCUCCCGGGCCGGCGUCCAGUGGCUGAGCACGAUCAUCCCCACGCACCACGUCAAUGCCCUCAUCUUCUUCUUCAUCAUCAGCAAUCUCACCAUCGACCUGUUUGCCUUCGCCAUCCCCCUGUUCAUCUUCUACCUCUCUUUUAUCGCCAUGGUGAUCUGCACGCUCCGCAUCUUCCAGAGCAGCAAGGGCUGGGAGAACUUCAGUGCGAUCACGGCGCUGCUGACGCGCUUCGAGCCCAGUCUGGACGUGGAGCAGGCCGAGACCAACUUCGGCUGGAACAACCUGGAGCAGUACUUCUACUUCAUGACGUCGGUCAUCUUCGUCAUCUUUACUUUCCCGGUGGCAGACAAGGGCUGGAUCCCGUGCUCGGAACUGUCUACAGUGGCCAUCUUCUUGGCCCUCAGCUACAUGAGCCUGAGCCCCACGGCAGCCACCUACGCGCGGAAGGCCAUCUUCAUCGAGGUGGCGUCGUCCGCCUGCACCAUGACCAGCCGCCUGCCCGACACCAUGGUCAUGGUACGCAUGCUGGGCAAGACGUUUACCACCGUGCCCCUGGGCCACUCAGUUGUGCUCAAGCUCAGCUUGCCCUGUCUACUCUACAUCUACCUCUUCUACCUGUUCUUCAGGAUGGCGAGGAUGCGCGGCUUCAGUGGGACCUACUGCUUCCUGGUGCCCUACCUGGUGUGCUUCAUGUGGUGGGAGUUCUCCGUGGUGCUGCUGCAGCACUCCACCCCCGUGGGCCUCAUGCGCACCUGCGUGGCCUACUUCCUGCUGCUCUUCGCCCUGCCCGUCCUGGCCGUUGGCCUGGCCAUGAUGCUGUUCAUCCAGAUGGUCAAGUGGUUCGUGGAACUGGAGCUGACCAAGAUGCUGGUGACCCUGGCAGUGUGCGCCGUUCCGGUCACCCUGCGCCUGUGGACGCGCUUCAGCCUGUCCAUCCUGGACGUCUUCCACUCCAUCACCCACCGUGGCCCCGUCAAGCUCAUCCUGAUCUGCAUCAGCACCAUCAUCCUUCUCUGUGGGGUCUACCUAUACAACGUGGAGGGGCUCAAGGUGUACAACUCCACGAUGACCUGGCCGAAGUACAGCAAGUACUGCGGUCCGCCGGCGUGGCAGGCCCGGGGCAUGGCGCAGACGCAGAUCUGGUGCAGCCACCUGGAGGGACACCGGGUCACCUGGACGGGCCGCUUUCGCCACGUGCGCGUGGCCGAGACGGAGAACGGGGCCCAGUCGGUCAUCAAUCUGCUGCCGGUGUUCAUGGCUGACUGGAUGCGCUGCCUGUACGGACAGGCCUACCCCAAGUGUGAGCCGGUCAACGCGACCGCCUCCGGAGUGAACGGGUCGGCCCAGCACGUUCUGCUCCAACAGCAGCAAGAGGAGGAGGAGAUGUGCCAGAUCAAGAUGCUGGCCAAUCACCAGUGCCACGUCAAGCGCUUCGACAGCUACCGCUUCGAGGUCACCGUGGGGAUGCCUUUCGACGGCACCGGCCCUUCGGUCGAUGACCCGAGCUCUGACAUUGUCCUGCGGGCCAGCCACGAGUUCCAACAGGUCCUGUUGAACCUUGACCCGGGGAGCAUGGUGGAGUUCAGCACCAAGCUGGAGGGACGGCUGGGGGCCAAGCUUCCUGUGUUUGAGCUCAAGGCCAUCCACUGCCUGGACUGCAAGUCCUCCCUCGUGCCCGAGGGCCGUCAGGUGAAGAUCGAGCGCAACUGGCGACACAGCGUGAUGCGCUCCAUUAAGUUCGCCUUCGACUUCUUCUUCUCCCCGUUCCUCUCUGCCAGGAUCUGAUGGGUCUGCCCACUCAGGACCAGAGAGGUAAAUUGAACAUUAAUGCCAAUUAUGAGUAUUUUAACAUGGGAGACAGGCAAUAACUAUAUUUAUAUUUAUAUCACUUAGCAGAUGUUUCUUUUCAAAGAAAAUUGGAGUAAUAGAAAGGUAUACAUUUUAUCUAUGUCUGUGUGCCUUAGUAUUUUUUUGAAGAAUGUCUGAGCUGCUCUUCUUGUUGGUAGCUGUCUAAGUUCAUGCAAAGUCAUUGGAUGACAUGAAGCAACAACUGAGCGAAAUUCAUUUACAAAAUGCUCAUUGCCUUGAUCAUCAAGAUAAUGUCUUUUUCUUGAUAUGACAGUAAAGGAGAUUGUUCAACCCUCGGGAGUCAUCUUUUUGAAUCACUUUGCAGGGCCUAUUCCACCUACUGUUGUGUCUUAAACGUUUCAUUAAUGCCCAAUCCACAUCUUCAUUCAUCAAAUUAAUGUUAAGCCCCCAUGUUUACACCAUAGCAAACAUGCUAGUAGCUCAACAGAAGCUAACUUUAUUUUUUAAGCACAUUAUCUCAAAGAGAAGAAGGUGCCGGAGAGUGGCUGGUGUGCUCAGCAGAGCUGCUGUUUAUCAGAGGUGCCCUGUCGAGUCACAUCUGAUGCCAAACAAUGCAAAUAUGAAGUUGAUGGGCCUGUAAGCCUGUAGAUCCCACAGCAGUGCCUCUACUAUGUGGCAACACUUUGACUUAAUUGUACUGUAGAGUUUGUCCCUCCACUUGUUAAAAUGUUAAAUAUUUCUGCAAAUACCUCUCGGAUGCUUAGAGGUAUAAAAUUAGCUUAAAAUCCCAGGAUGAAAGUCCCUGUGUGGGAUCACUUUGGUCUUUAAGAGAUUUAAGCAGAACCUAUGAUGGUAUCUGAAACAUUUAUUGAGACUUUGUUUUCUUUUUAAUUCCAAAGCAGUUUUCAAAGCAGACAUAUUGUGUCAAGGCAUUAGACAUGUUUUCCCCUGGACUAGAAACCAUUCAGUGUUAGAGCUAACACUUCCAAAUUAGGUGGUGGUCCCCAACAAAACCCAACCCUAACCUUAACCCCCAGCCCACCACAUGCACACAUACCUCCAAAUAUCUGACUUGAAUCCCAUGUCGGUACUUCUGACUAGUGAUAACAAGUACUACAGUAUGUCCAUUGUCCUUAUCCAAGCUUUAAUGGCAAGGAGAGUGACUAAAAGAAACUGAAGUUGUUUGUCAUCCAUAAUAUCAGAAUAUAGGUGUUUGAGUUUACUUGAGUUUAUGGAUGUGCUUAUGCAUCAAAGUUCAAUAUUUAAUGUUGUUGUUUUGCUGUUUUUACCUCCAGAUUGUUUACUAUUAAAUAUUGAGAAAUGUAAUGUUCUAGAUUUUUAUCUCAAUGUAUUUGAAUUAUUUGAUUAACAAAUUGAGUAAUGUAAUAGUUGUAUUAGAUUGGUCACUAAAGUUAAACAAACCAACUAACUUUAAAACUGGAAACAAUUUUGGGAGAUCCAUAAUAUCCCAAACUUUGAAUCAAUUAUCCAGGAGGUGUUUCCCAUGGCAUGUCACUUUAUUAGCCUGACUAUUUUAACAUUGGUUAAAAGGUACAAUCCAUGAUUGGUUGAUAUUGAUUGCAAUUGAUAAGCUCAGCAUCCAAUCAAAUGACAGUGCUUCCUUCUGUGCCUCUGAUGCAAUGUGUUGACUGGCUGAUCUUGUUUGUGGCACAAGCAAUGUUUUCCCAUUUACAGAGCCAGCACCGUGUGUGUGUAAGGUAACACCAGAGUUGUUGUUAGCACACACUGAUAAUGGAUUGCUAAAGGGCCAUGUGUAUGGCCAUACCACACUUAUGCUGCAUUCCAGACAACUCGGAAGUCAGAUAUUUCCUAAUUUCAUUCCAGACAAUCUUGGAGGUCAAGAAUUCUGACCUCCUACUAGGAGAAAGUACAAUGGAACGCCACUUGAAGCCGGAGUUCCCACUUCUGGGUCGCUCUACCCCAACUUCAAGGUUGGAAUUGAAGUCCGACUUCCGACAUCCAAGUUGUCUGGAAUGCGGCAAUAGCACACCUGAUCUGAUCUGGGACAUGUAACAGUGUUGGGCUAUGAAGAGCCAUUUACUGAAUUUGACAAAUAUGUCUCUGUGUUCUAUAUUAUUCCACUGUAAUGAGUCAAUUUCAGACCCAUUAAUCCAUUCAUGAUGACAUCGGCUCAUGAUAUAUGCAACCAUCCCAUUUUGUUUGCAUUUGCAGUCACAGUCUUAGAGUCAGGGGUAUUGGCAUAAGUGUGGACACUGUAUGAGGAACACUGUUAUGGGACUAAUAAGAGAAACAGAACAGGCCUCUUGCACACUUAAGUCAUCACACCUCGGAGUGCCUCGUGUCAGGUAUUGAUCAUGUUGAGGAAUUGUAUCUCCAGAUUUUUCAUGUGUAUUUUUUAGAAAUAAAAAAGGGAAUAAUUCAA